GCUGGCGUGCUGGACAAUACGUGUUCCUCUCGCGUUACGCCGCCGUCAGAUGAUCCUUUUGACACCCUCACCUCAGACUCCCUCGCGCUGUCCACCGUUUCACGUGACCAAGUCUCCUCAAGAGUUCGUCGGACACGGGCCUUAGUGAAAGUCGUUGAAGAGUUCUACUAGUACCACUUUUAUCUGACUAGUAAAAGUCCGUAUAGCACCGUAUAAUACCUUGUAAUCCGGUUAGAAGUACCCCUCAGUAUCGCUGGUGUAGCGCACGUCACAGUAGCCUUCUGAGCCACCGUGACCGAGAUGAAGCCGUCGAAUUAUCAUGAUAGAGGCAGGCAGUUCAAGCUGCGUACAACGAACCCUGGAGCGGCUGCUGCUGCCGCCGCAUGUGCGACUGAUGAUCAUGAUAAUCUCACCUCGGCCGCGAAUCGCGCUACUACCUCGCACACUACAUGUACUUGUACUAAUUCAAGUACUAAUAGCAGUAGCACGGGCCGCAGAGGGCCUGGGGGAGGCGAGUACCUCCGUCUCGGAGUGGACUCGGGUGGCGACACGCAGAAGAAGCACGACUCGGAGUCACAUCAUCAUCACAUGACGAGCUUUGAAACAACUACUAGAAGUAGUAAUAGUAGUACCCAAGGAAGGGGUCGGCUCUUCUGCCUCCGCCGUGCAGCGAGGCCGGUGGAAGCGCCGGUCUCAACGGCAGCAGCAGUACCACCUUUAGGGGAGCAAGCGAAGACUCUAGCCCCGUUUGGUGUAAACGCAGCGCGGUCUACUAUGAGUAGUAGGAAUUCCGAUGCAGAAACAGGCGCUGGCGGUUCCAAGAACGACCGCCACAAGAAUGAGGCGCAGCUACUAGCUGUAGAUAAGCCAGCGAGGGGCGGCAACGCUCCUACUAAUAGUGGUACUAGUAGUAGCAGUAAGCCCGAAGGUGGUGCAGGGGCACGCUAUUGGCGGGUGCUGGGGCUGGGGAAACCAGCCGCAGUCCACAAUAUGACGCGUCAGAUAGCAGCAGCACAUGUGACAGGGGGAGGAAGAGCGGCCUUCGCGGCACGCGCUGCAGACGCGGGAGCAGCAGGAGCAGAGACGGGAGCCGGCAGGACCAUGGCAGCAAGAGCAGCAGGAGUAGCAGGAGCAGCAGGAGCAGCCACCCUAGGGACAUCUUCUGCUGCUGGCGAGCCUCUCUCCGACUGCAACUUGCAGUCAGCAGAGCCAUUGAAACAACGCGCGGAGGCAGCAGUGCUGCCAGCUGCACGUGCUGUGAGGCCUGUAGACAGACUCCAAAAUCCAGCCCGCUCCAAACAACGAGGGGCGACAGAACACCGAUUAGCAGCCAGAAUAGCCCCAGCCGUUCCUGCAUCAGCUCGAGGAGUCGCAGCAGCUGCGGCAGGUGUGGGAGCAAGAGGUCCUGCCAUGCGCCAGUUGCCAAUUCAGAUGCAGAGGCAGGGGCAAGGGCAGAGGCGGAUGCAGGGGCAGGUGUGCGCGCAGUACUCGCUGGCGGAGGUGGUGCGGGCGACGAGCGAGUGGGCAGAGAGCAGGCGCAUUGGGGGGGGCAGCUUCGGGGAUGUGUACAAGGGCGAGUGCCCCCACAACCCCUCCCUCAUCUGGGCCGUCAAGCGCGCCAAGAUCCUCACCAACGACUUCAAGUGCGAGGUGAACGAGAUGGCGACAAAGAACCACCCGAACCUGGUGCGGCUGGUGGGCUACUGCCUGGACUUCAUUCCUGUGACUGAGAGGAUGGAGCAGAUCGUCAUCUACGAGUUCAUGCCCAAUGACGACCUCGAGCGAUGGAUCGGACCCUCCGUGGCACAUCCCCUGUCGAUCCAGCAGCGGCUAGAGAUUCUCAUUGGUGUGGCCCGUGGCUUGGAGUACCUUCAUGAGUUUGGCAUUGUGCAUCGCGACAUCAAGCCUGCCAACAUCCUCCUUGAUGACAAAAUGAAGGCUAAGGUUGCUGAUUUUGGAUUGGUGAGACAUGGGGAGGGCACAACAGUAGGAGCCACACGAGUGAUGGGAACCCCGGGUUACGUGGACCCAGCCUACUACAAGUCACAAAAGGCCACUCCCUUAGCUGAUGUGCACAGCUUUGGAGUGGUGAUGCUGACAGUGCUAACAGCACGGAAAGCCAUCUGCAACAUAGAGUCAGACCAGGUCAACCUCAAGACGUGGGCGGCUGCUCUCGUCGCAUCUAAUAACGUGGCAGCAUUCAAGGACCCUCACCUAGAAGCACCUGAUAGCAUGGUGUUGAGAAUGGCUCGCCUUACCAUUUGUUGCACUGCCUAGCCGACUGUGUGCCGCCCCUCCAUGAGCCGAGUGCUGGCAGAUCUGGUGGUCAUCAAGGAUGAGUUUCUGGGUGUCGAGACCAACAGGAUGGCAGAGCGCAUUGACAGAGAACUAGACGACUCGAUGCCGCAAGACUUUGAUGGGGAGCUAGCCCGCAUUGCAAGCAUGAAGUCCCAUAGUGGAAUGUAAUGUUGUCGAUGACUUCAUUUCUUGUAGUUUUUUACUAAAAAGUUCCUUAUCGG
Molecule: messenger RNA, 2519 nt
Organism: Closterium sp. NIES-67
Lineage: Eukaryota; Viridiplantae; Streptophyta; Zygnematophyceae; Desmidiales; Closteriaceae
Source: the annotation of a GenBank genome assembly